AUGAAUAUCCUUUGGUGCCUGUUAGCAAUGCAAGGCGUGCUGUGGAGUGGCGUGAAAGGCCACGGCAGACUCAUCGAGCCCCCCUCUAGAGCGUCCGCUUGGCGGUUCGGCUUCGAUACGCCGCACAACUACAACGACCACGAGCUCUACUGCGGAGGGUUCACGAGGCAAUGGAACAGAAACGGCGGCAAAUGCGGCGUGUGCGGUGACGCUUGGGACAGCCCCAUACCUCGGCCCCAUGAGUUGGGCGGCCGCUUCGGCAAGGGGGUUAUCGUUCGCCGGUAUGCCCCCAAGGACACCAUCGUCAUCAAAGUCGAGCUCACGGCGAGCCACAUGGGCUAUUUCGAGUUCAGAGUGUGCGAAGAACCGAAGGCCACCACGCAAGAAUGCUUGGAUAGAAAUGUUCUUAAAUUGGACACCAAAAACGCCACUAAAUACUAUCCUAAGGACGGAGGAAUUCAGGCGUGUGCCGACAUAGCCAUUGGCGACAAGUUCACGACCUCCACGAAACGGCCGAGGCCCACGUACGUGCCACCGAGCAGGAAACCCACCCUGCCAACGCCAGAGGAGUCCACUGGCAGCGCAUGGUACGGCAUCGUCAUCGCCAUCGUCACGCUGUUCGUGGCGGUCGCCACCCUGGCCGGUAUCUACCUAUACUAUUACAGAGGCGGUAUGCGAAUAAAGAACCUGCUGAAAUCGAAGGCUGCGCCUCCGGCUCCCGUGCCCCCGCCGCGUCACAAGAGAUCGUCUCUGUCCAGAGAACAGCCACCUGUCAUAUCCUCACCGAAGCCCAUCUCAGAUAUGGGCUUUGAAACGGUGGAUCUUCGAUCGAAG
Iphiclides podalirius (scarce swallowtail) is the source of this 834-nucleotide messenger RNA. NCBI's taxonomy places the organism in Eukaryota, Metazoa, Arthropoda, Insecta, Lepidoptera, Papilionidae. The record is from the annotation of a GenBank genome assembly.